AUGCUAUCAACUAUGAGUCCUCAAAGAGCCAUAGUACCAUCAUUACAUGGACAGCUAGUAACACCACCGGUUUUCAAUCAGAAGCAACCUAUUAUUGAAGCUGUUCCUAUACAAUUACGCCAGCUACUCAAACAAUGUUAUGGUCUUGAAGAGGGUGCCGAUUUGUACAUUCUACCCAAUAAUCCUAAUAAGCUUUUUGUCUUGUAUCGAGGACAAUUGCGAACGGUCGACUUGUCUGCAUGGCAAACAAUUCAACAGGGCAGCAACCCUCCCCAGUUUAGCAGUGAUGGUGUGAAAGUAAGUUCUAAGUCACCUUUGGAAGAUGCAAAAGGAGAUGGACGAGUAGCUCCACCUUUGACACCGGUUACAUCACAUCGAACACCUUCGACGAUAGUACGUCGUGUAAAUGAACCAGAAUGGCAUAAAGCGGUUUCUGAUAAAGAACGAGAAUUGCUGCAAAGAGAACGUCGUCGGAAGAUCGCAUAUAAAACAUCACUCUGUAAUGCAUUCCGAGAUACUGGACAGUGUGCAUAUGGUCUUCAGUGCCGGUUUGCACAUGGCACUGACGAAUUACGUCCUGCACCAGAGCCACAUCCAAAGUACAAGACGCAGUUGUGCAACAAGUUUGCCUUAUAUGGCUCAUGUCCAUAUGGCAGUCGUUGUCAGUUUAUUCAUAUGCGCCCACAAGAAAUGCAAAAUGAUUUGGUACGUAUGAAUUUCGCGACAAGUCUCGAUAGUGGUAGUAGACAUGCACUGCAAUAUCGGCAUUAUUCAAGGGUUGCAAGGCCGAGAUUUUGUGCAAGGAAUGCGUGUAUCGUCGAAGUAGCAGGAUCUGAUCGCUGUGAUUCGUUUUCGCGGAGGUAUUUUGAUUCUGAUAAUAAUUUGCAAGCUAUUGAAAGGUCAUCCAAUCAUUUCAACUCGGAGGCUAUUCAGGCUUUUUGGCAUCAAUAUCGACCGAGUGCAGAUGUAGUGGAUAAUGUCGAAAAAACAUUGAGUGCUCUGCCAUUGGGUGGUUCGAAGGGAUUGAACUCCGAUAUUACUGCUGUGGAUGAUUUGUUUAGUACAAUGAGUAUUGGUGAAUGCAGUAAUCCAUUCACGCAAUCAUGUUUUCCACGAAUAAAUCUUGAGAAUUAUGAUGGGAAUGACGGAACCGCUAGCCAUAUGAGCAGCAUCGGUAUGUCGUACCAUACUUCAAAAUUGUAG
This is a messenger RNA of Cercopithifilaria johnstoni, 1203 nucleotides long. The record is from the annotation of a GenBank genome assembly. NCBI's taxonomy places the organism in Eukaryota, Metazoa, Nematoda, Chromadorea, Rhabditida, Onchocercidae.